Molecule: messenger RNA, 765 nt
Organism: Linum tenue
Lineage: Eukaryota; Viridiplantae; Streptophyta; Magnoliopsida; Malpighiales; Linaceae
Source: the annotation of a GenBank genome assembly
UGCUAGCUAAAGCGCUGCAGCCAGCCAGUGUUAUUUUUAUUAUGGAGAGCCACUACUACAGAGAAUGUUGCCGCAGUUGUCUUCUUUUCAUCUUACUAUUCAACCUUCUAACAAAUGGCGGUCCUAGUACGGAAGCCUUGUCGACGGCGAGGCCUCUGAACAACUCGGUCACGGCGGUGUUGGUGUUCGGAGACUCCACGGUGGACGCCGGGAAUAAUAACUUCGUGAAGACGGCUUUCAAGGGAAAUUUCCUUCCUUACGGGCAGGAUUUCAUCGGCGGGGAGCCCACCGGCCGAUUCAGCAACGGCCGCCUGACCACCGACUUCAUAGGUCUUCGUACGUGGGAGUGAAGGAAAACGUGCCGCCGUAUCUCGACCCGAGCCUCACCGUCGACGACCUCAAGACCGGCGUCAGUUUCGCUUCGGCCGGCACCGGCUACGAUCCCAUGACCCCUCAAAUAAGUAACGUGAUACCAAUAGAGCAGCAGCUGGAUUACUUGAGAGAGUAUAAGAAAAGGCUGGAAGCUGUGAUGGGGAAGCGGAGGACGGAAGAGCACAUAAGGAAAUCACUGGUGGUGGUGAGUGCGGGAACCAAUGACUUCGUCAUCAGUUACUUUUCUCUGCCGUUUCGUAAAAAAACCUUUACCGUCUCGGAGUACGAGAAGUUCAUCCUGCAAAAGUCCAUGGACUUCGUCCAGGUAUGUAAUAAAUAAUAUGCCAUUAUCUUUAUCUAAUGUCAUAGAGCAAUUGAUGAAUCAAAUUAGAG